AUGAUCCCUCAAUUCCUGACGGGGCUAGCUGCCCUUGCUGUGCUGCCUGUGUCGGCGUCCCCCCAUGCCCUCUCGCGCAGAGGAACUGUCGACUCAGACCAAUUGGUCGGGCUCCCACAGACAAUUCCGAGCGGCGCUACCGGCGACUUGUAUUCGGCCUAUCAGCCCCAUCUCAAGGUAGUCAAUGGUUGCGUUCCUUUCCCAGCAGUGGAUGCAGAAGGAAACACAAAUGCUGGCCUCAACCCUACCGGCUCCACAAACGGCGACUGCAGUAGCAGUACAGGCCAAAUUUAUGUGAGAAGCGGCUCUUCGGGUGACAAGUACGCUGUGAUGUAUUCGUGGUACUUCCCCAAAGAUGAAGCUUCCACCGGCCUUGGACACCGCCAUGAUUGGGAGGGCGUGAUCGUCUGGCUCGCCGAUUCUUCCAGCACUGCUGCUUCCAACAUCCUGGCCGUCUGCCCAUCGGCACACGGCGGCUGGGACUGCAGCACCAGUGACUUCACCCUUGAUGGCACCUCGCCUCUGAUCAAGUAUGAAUCGGUUUGGCCUUUAAAUCACUCUUGUGGUCUCACCACCACCGUGGGCGGUACACAGCCUAUGGUUGCCUGGGAAUCGUUGUCCACUGUCGUUCAAAAUGCUUUGGAUACCACUGACUUCGUUAAGGCCAAUGUGCCUUUCAACGAAAAUAACUGGGCUUCCAACUUGGAAAAGGCAACCUUCUCCAGCUAG
Penicillium olsonii is the source of this 729-nucleotide messenger RNA. The record is from the annotation of a GenBank genome assembly. Lineage: Eukaryota; Fungi; Ascomycota; Eurotiomycetes; Eurotiales; Aspergillaceae.